AUGUAUGCCGAAGUGUACGUUGGGAAUUUGGGUUUUACUGAUUUGGAUCUUCCGAAUGAAAUGCGUCUGUAUCCUUCUUAUAGGAGUUCCCACUGGGUUUCUGAAACUAAAAGCCGACGGACAUUCUACGCUAUUGUAAGGUUUCGAGACCUGAGGGAUGCAGUUAAUGCAGUUCAUGAUUUGAACGGUAGAAAUGGUUGGCAUGUAAAACAUCAUAAUCCCGACAGUAGAUGUUACAGGUGUGGUAAAUCUGGUCAUUUAGCUCGAGACUGUCCAGAGGUCAGAGGAAGAUGGAGGAUUCGUUGCCGCCUUGAGCAUAUCGGAAUUACUCCAGGCUAUAGGCAUGAGCCCCGCAGAACCCCUGAGGGAUCUCCAGUACAACAGGGCAGAACACGUAAACGCAGGAGCAGCUACGAGAUCAAAAGGUCACCUUCUUUGCAUAAACGGAGAAGAUCUAUUUGA
This is a messenger RNA of Neltuma alba, 462 nucleotides long. Its product is annotated as serine/arginine-rich splicing factor RSZ23-like. Bases 1 to 462 code for a protein of 153 amino acids. The transcript is spliced from 4 exons. Lineage: Eukaryota; Viridiplantae; Streptophyta; Magnoliopsida; Fabales; Fabaceae. Gene Ontology annotation, molecular function: zinc ion binding; nucleic acid binding. The record is from RefSeq and is a predicted model, not a curated record.